AUGGCCCUCACACAACUCCCCCCCUCCAUCUUCCCCGACGGCCUCAAGACAUCGGGCCAGCACCCCCCUCUCUACGAGUACAUCCGGCCCUUCGAGCGCUUCCCCAAGGAAAUCACAGGCCCUACCGUCUGGAGCGCAGCCGAGUACCGCGACCAGCCCGACAAAUGGACGCGCCGCUUCACACCCGCGGAACUGGACGAGCUGAGUCGCACGGCGGACGAGUUCAUCCAGAGCAAGAUUCCCCUGACGGGGAUUUCCAGGAAAAACUUCCCCCUCCCGAACCUGAGCAAGGACCUGCAGGCCCUCCGCGACGAUCUGCUCAACGGCAAAGGCUUCAUCCUCUUCAAGGGCCUCCCCGUCCAGCAGUGGGGCAACCACAAGUCCGCCGUCGUGUACAUGGGCCUCGGCACGUACCUGGGCUACUUUGUCAGCCAGAACAGUCGCGGCCAUGUCCUGGGCCACGUCAAGGAUCUAGGCGAGGACCCCACCCAGAUCGACAAGGUGCGCAUCUACCGGACGAAUGCGAGACAAUUCUUCCACGCCGACGACUCGGAUAUCGUCGGGCUGCUGUGUAUCGCGCGCGCGCUCGAAGGCGGCGAGUCGGACCUCGUCUCUUCGCACCAUGUGUAUAACAUCCUCGCCAGGGAGCGGCCGGACGUGCUCAAGACGCUCACCGAGCCGAUCUGGUAUUUCGAUCGGAAGGGCGAAACCUCCAAGGGACAGGAUGAGUACAUCCGCACCAGUGUGAUGUAUCUCGAGCGCGGCGACAACCCGCGCGUGUACACCAAGUGGGAUCCGUACUAUGUUCGCUCGCUCGCCCGCUUCUCCGACGCGGGGAUCAUCCCCCCGCUGUCCGCGGCGCAGCUCGAAGCCCUCCAGGUGCUGGAGGACACUUGUCUCCGGAACGCGCUGCAUAUGGUUUUGGAGGUCGGCGACAUCCAGUUCCUGGCCAACUCGCAUGUGCUGCAUGCUCGUACGGCGUACAAGGAUCAUGCGCCCCCCGCGCCCAGGCGACAUCUGAUGCGGCUGUGGUUGGCGACGCCUGAGGAUGAGGGCGGCUGGAAGUUGCCGUUCUGGGAUAGCAAUGAGAAGAAGCGAGGGGGUAUUCAGGUUGACGAUCAGCCUCCGGUGGCGCCGUUGGAUGCGGAGUAA
Molecule: messenger RNA, 1152 nt
Organism: Aspergillus thermomutatus
Lineage: Eukaryota; Fungi; Ascomycota; Eurotiomycetes; Eurotiales; Aspergillaceae
Product: TauD/TfdA family dioxygenase
Exons: 4
Coding region: 1-1152 (383 amino acids)
Molecular function (GO): oxidoreductase activity
Source: RefSeq, a predicted model, not a curated record